This is a messenger RNA of Truncatella angustata, 939 nucleotides long. Its product is annotated as 50S ribosomal protein L1. The record is from RefSeq and is a predicted model, not a curated record. NCBI's taxonomy places the organism in Eukaryota, Fungi, Ascomycota, Sordariomycetes, Amphisphaeriales, Sporocadaceae. The transcript has 2 exons. Bases 1 to 939 code for a protein of 312 amino acids.
AUGGCCACCACGAAUCAAUGUCUUGCCUCUCUGGCAAGGCUCAGUCUCUCGUCGACUGUCAGACCUGCAGCCGCCUCGAUACCCAAAUUCCUCGCACCUCUGGCCGUCCAGACGCGAUGCGCCAGUGCAGGUACACAGGCCAUGCAGGCGCGCGCGAGAGAAAAGGAGAAGCUCAAGAGGAAGAGGAAACAACAGAGAUUCAAGGAGUACAAGUUCGCCGUACCAAGCAAGGAGGAGUCGCACUCGCUAUGCGACGCCAUGAGAUACCUCAGAGCUGCAGAGGUCGGCCGUCCCCCGUCGUCCGUCACAUAUGAGGCAUCUUUGAAGAUCCGAACCAUCAAGAACGGUCCCAUCAUCCGAAACCGAGUCCGCUUCCCUUACCCCGUCAAGAACGACACCCGAAUUGCCGUCAUUUGUCCGGACGGCAGUGGUGCCAUGCACGAUGCGAGACAAGGAGGAGCCGUUGCCUUUGGCGAGGAGUCGCUGUUCGAGAUGAUCAAGAAGGACGCCAACAACCUCCCUUUCAACCGACUCAUCUGUCACACCGACUCAGUCCAGGCCCUCAACAAGGCUGGCCUGGGAAGAAUUCUGGGUCCCAAGGGUCUCAUGCCUUCCUUGAAGACCAACACAAUCACCAAGAGUGUCAAGACCAUGAUGCACGAGAUGGUCGGCGCUGAGCAGUACAGAGAGAAGAUCGGUGUUGUGCGCAUGGCCGUCGGCAACAUUCUUUUCACCCCCAAGCAGUUAUCCGAAAACCUCAAGGCUCUCGUCGGCCAAGUCAAGGUCGAUCUCACGGCCCUGGAGGAUAAGACCAACAUCGGCAAGGACCUGAUCGAGGUGGUCCUGACAUCUACCAACGGCCCCGGUUUCCCUCUGAACGGAGGCUUCAACUCUACUGAUGGGGAGGUUGACCCUGCGCAUUUGAGCACGACAAUGUAG